ACUCACAUUUUCAAUUCAUGCUUGGAUAUGUAAUCGAAAAGUUCAGCUGUGAUCACCCGCGGCAAGUUUAUUUUGAAACAGAAAUUAUUGUCAUCAAAAUGUCUCGGCUAAAUAGUGCUUCAGCCGAACAGUUGGCUCGAUCUUUCAAGACACGUUUCGAUGCCCUUGACUGUCCUUAUGUUGAUGGAGUAGAUGAAACGUGGAUCUCAGAGCUUCUUUACCAACCAGGAGAGGCAAGGAUAAGAUUACUACAAUGGUUACUAUCAAGGUAUGAUGUAAAGUUUGCAGAGAUUCUUGACAGCCAGUACUGGACAAGUGAAGCUAAAAUGGACACCAGAAUACAGGCCAUGACCAAACUGUGUUCCUGUCUGGGGCUCUGUAGACCUGGUGAUGUUGAUCUUAUCAGGGGAGUCUCUACAUCUCAUUCAAAGCAGGCAUCAUUCUGGGAUAAGCUACUCGACAUUGUAACCAUAAGUGAUGCAUCAGAAGAAACACACCGAGAUGUCACGUCCAGUCCAGGAAUUGUCAGUGAGAGCUUACCAUUAUGGGAUCAGUUUUGCCAUGACUGUCAAUUUGUGUCAUCACUGGCACAUGGACGAGAUCUGCAGGAGGCCUUGUCACCUAAGGUGAAUCUCUUUCCUCCAGAUAUCACACGCAUUCUGGCCAAGAGGGCAGCAGAUGAAGAACAAAGAGCGGCUCCGCCCAGCAUCGAUGCACUUUUAGAGAUGAGCACACACUUAUCUAUGGAACUACAGCAAGCAAAUCAACAUCUCAAAGAUCUUCAAAAAGCGUAUCCUUAUCCCACGCCUGAUCCUAAGGCAUUGAACAAGGUCUGUCAGACCAUGAAGCUGGUUCUCUCAGAGCUCGUCCAGCUGGUGACAAGCUUCACCUUCAUGUUUGAGAGUGAGAUGCGUCAGUUCUGCAACAAGGCUCCGCCUCAGCUGACUCAACUAGGACCAGCCAUCAAGAGGGUUCACACUCUGCUUCAACAGUUCUCAGGGCUCCUGACCAGUCUACAGUCCAUGCACACAUCCUACUACAGUAUUGUUAAUACCAAGGGGAUCCAGUCGGAAGAGAGUCGACCUGCAGAUCUCAUGGCCUCAGUGAGUCGCUCUGCUCUGAAGUCCUACAGUGAGUUUGUAAGUAUCAUGGAAGACUCCAUGAAACGUCAACAUAACACUUGGUCAGAAAGUAAAGUCCUCAGUGAUUCCUUUCGAUGAGCAGUGUUCAGAUGCCAUACUGCAAGUUAAAUAUUGUAUGAGACUCUAUGCAGAGAUAACAUGAUACAUUGUCAGAGUAUAGACUUGUCAGUGAGUUGUCACGAUGGAAAUAGCUUUUACUCUGAGCUAAUAAGCUUCAUAAAAGACUCUAGGCAGAAACAUUUUGCUUAAGACAUAUAGUGGCUCUGAGUCUGACUUAGUUUUCAUAGACAUUAAAUGUAGAGACAACAGGAUACAUGAUCAGAGAGUAGAUUCCUCAGUGAUACCUUCAGAUGAUUGUUGCUCAGAAGUCAUGCUGUGAGCUGACAAAUACCAGCGUCAUAAUGACUCUUUGUAAUGAGUUUUCAGUAUCAUGGAGCGACAAAGUGAUCAUGACAUGGUCAGACAGUAAAGUCCUCAGUGACUCUUUUAGAUGAACACUGCUCUGAAGUCAUACUUUAACAUCCUUCCAGGACAGGAUUUAUAUUUAGGGCUUAAUUUAUCAUACACUGUCCUUCAAAAUUAUUUAUAUUUUCCUUUUAUUGCUACAUUGGUCAAAUAUUAUGCAAUAUCUCUCAAAACAAUAUACCUGGGCGAGAAUGUUAUCAAAAAGUUGAAAAAAUUGUCAAUUUUGAUAAAAAAACAAUGACUUUGAAUCUUUCAACUGGUUGCCAAUUCAAGGAUUGUUCAGCUUAUUUUCCUUUUUCAAAUUCCUAGCGUCAAACAGAAUAUAAUCGUUUAUUUUCGAAUGUGUGCAUUUUGCCCUUUCUUCUCAUGCAUGUGGCAUAUUUUUAGGGCUCAGAAUCAAAAGUACAAUGUGGAAUGAUUGUCGCGAAAGGGUUAAGUUAAAGGUACUAUGUCCCUUU
Molecule: messenger RNA, 2065 nt
Organism: Strongylocentrotus purpuratus (purple sea urchin)
Lineage: Eukaryota; Metazoa; Echinodermata; Echinoidea; Camarodonta; Strongylocentrotidae
Gene: haus7
Exons: 10
Coding region: 18-1220 (400 amino acids)
Biological process (GO): centrosome cycle; spindle assembly
Cellular component (GO): HAUS complex
Molecular function (GO): microtubule minus-end binding
Source: RefSeq, a predicted model, not a curated record